Messenger RNA from Terrapene triunguis (Three-toed box turtle), 1029 nucleotides. Its product is annotated as galectin-related protein A-like. Gene Ontology annotation, molecular function: carbohydrate binding. The record is from RefSeq and is a predicted model, not a curated record. Bases 48 to 482 code for a protein of 144 amino acids. Lineage: Eukaryota; Metazoa; Chordata; Testudines; Emydidae. The transcript has 4 exons.
ACUUUGCUGCGAGGCUGCUGCACAGGAGACGAGUAAAAGGCAGAGAGAUGACAGAAAAUGACAGGGGCACAAAUGUGGAGCGAUAUGUUGGUGAAAUUAAAGGAGGACUGAAACCAGCCAUGAAAAUCACUAUUAUUGGGGUCAUAUGUUCCAACCCCAAGAGCUUUGCAGUGACUCUGCUCUGUGACCCCAUGGAUGCAAGCAAGGAUAUUGGGCUGUUACUUGCAGUCAACUUCAGUGAGAAAUCCAUCACCCGGAAUGCACAGAUUGCUGGGAAAUGGGGAAGAGAGGAGAAGAACAUUCCCUACUUCCCAUUCACAGCAGGGGACACAUUUAAGAUGGAGCUCUUCUGUGAGCACCAGCAGAUCCGUGUCCUGCUCGAUGGACGGCAGCUCUGUUAUUUCACUCACCGCAUUCAGCCCCUGCACUUGGUAACAGCUUUACAAAUCUCAGGGGACAUCAAGCUUACCAAGGUGGCUUGAAAAAUGGACCCCACAUCACCAAUGAACUAAGACAAAUGUACUUUCCCAUGUACAUAGAAGUGUUUUCUCUUUCCUUCUUGAGAUUUUAAAUGUGGACUUUGUUUGGGUUUGUUUGUUGACAAGUUUGAAAUGUCUGCUUUUUCUCACAGAGCCUGAAGAGUGCAAUGACAGGGUUAAUUCAAGCACAUGAGGCUCUUUGCAAAGCCAUUCUGUUGGGCCUUCCAGACUGCAAAGCCUGUGAUUCAGACAGUGUGCAGUCUUCUCUAUCCUCAUUGGCUCUAAAUUGUUCUGCCAUGCCACCUGGAGGGGCUCAGUCACCUGAGGAUGGGUGGGGGUUAUUACGUCACAUAUCUAGAAGUAGAGACUGGGAUUUAGCGUGUAGUGGAAGGCAAUCUGUUAAAUAGGUGAGGAAACCUGUGAUGUGCCCCAGCAAGGUCCAUGUUAGAGGACGAGACACCCUAUUACCCCAAGCUAUGAUCACAGUGCUCAGCCGUCAGCACAAAGCACCUUGUGCCUCACACCGUGGAGCAGUGAAUGGCCCACUAGC